This is a messenger RNA of Danio rerio (zebrafish), 1087 nucleotides long. RefSeq names its product SKI8 subunit of superkiller complex (gene skic8). Lineage: Eukaryota; Metazoa; Chordata; Actinopteri; Cypriniformes; Danionidae. The record is from RefSeq and is marked provisional. Gene Ontology annotation, cellular component: nucleus; Cdc73/Paf1 complex; cytoplasm.
GUCGGUAUCAUUGCGGCCGUUUAUUAUUGUUAACAGACCGCAUUAUUUCCUAAUUUAAUAUCCGUAGCUACCAUUAAACGCUUACGGUGUUUAGCUCGACCGCGCUACAGCUUUUUCGGGACGCACAGAAGACGUAAAGAAUCCGUUCAUUUAUUGAAAAGCUAAAAUACGCUAGCACCAUUGCAUGAAUUGAGUGUAUAAAGUGAGAUAAUUAAUAAUAAAAAUCACACACGGCUUAUUAACUCAUAAGAACUCCUUUAUAGCACAACCAGGGUUUGAAGCGAAGAACCAUGAGCACACAAUACAGUAUACUCUUCAAGCAGGAGCACGCUCAUGAAGACGCCAUCUGGACAGCAGCAUGGGGUCGCAGUGAGAAGGACGGCUCUGAAACCAUUGUGACCGGCUCUCUGGAUGACCUGGUCAAAGUGUGGAAAUGGAGUGAUGAGAAGCUGGAGCUGCAGUGGACUCUCGAGGGUCAUCAGCUGGGUGUUGUGUCUGUGAACAUCAGUCAGAAUGGAGCCAUCGCCGCCUCCAGCUCUCUGGAUGCUCACAUUCGCCUCUGGGACCUGGAGACGGGCAAACAGAUUAAAUCCAUGGACGCGGGACCUGUUGACGCCUGGACGGUGGCUUUCUCUCCUGACUCCAAAUACAUCGCCACCGGCAGCCAUCUUGGGAAGGUCAACAUCUUCGGUGUGGAAAGUGGGAAAAAGGAGCAUUCACUGGACACCAGAGGGAAAUUCAUUCUGAGCAUCGCUUAUAGUCCAGAUGGAAAGUACUUAGCCAGCGGUGCUAUUGACGGAAUCAUUAAUAUUUUUGAUAUUGCGACUGGGAAACUCCUGCACACGCUGGAAGGUCAGGUUUGGAGUGUGAAAUACAAUCCCACAGGCUCAAAGAUCGUGUCUGCGGGAGACGACCGCGCCAUCCAUAUUUACGACUGUCCCAUGUAAAGCUCCACAGCCUCCUGGUGAACUCACACCCACUCAGACCACAGCAUACCACUGAUUUUUUAUUAUUAUUAUCAAUUCAUGGUUUCAUUGCCAACAUCUGCACAUGAUCAUACAAAUAAACGUUUUGUUUUUUUACUAAA